UCACUACGCCCCCAGUCUUUCUUGACCGCUCCCAAAUAUCCAUAGACUCAAUGAUGGUGGCGGUGGUGGUGGCGGUGGCGGUGGCCUCCGUCCUCCAUAGCCCGGGGGUUUUGAAUCACACCGACGCGCGUGCCACAACAACCAUCACUACACUCCUCCACUUCGGGCCGGAGCUGCUUCCGUGCCGGUGGCUGCGCUGGAAAGGGGCUGUAGAUAGGGUUGACAAGAGAGCGACCGACCCUGCGUGUCACUUGCUAGUGGCGUGCUUAGUGUCGUGGUUAAUUGUACCGCCAGGGGCCGCCUCGGCUACCUUUCCCUUCUGUUACACAGCCAUGAUAUAGGUUAUAAUAAGCACGCGCAAGGACUUGGGUCUGAG
Molecule: messenger RNA, 376 nt
Organism: Microdochium trichocladiopsis
Lineage: Eukaryota; Fungi; Ascomycota; Sordariomycetes; Xylariales; Microdochiaceae
Exons: 1
Coding region: 51-341 (96 amino acids)
Source: RefSeq, a predicted model, not a curated record